GAUGCAAACUGAGAUGGUUUGUAAGAGCCUGUUUUUGAAAAGCUUUGACUGCUUUGGUUGCGAAGAAGAGGAACUCAUAAAAUGCUGUACAGUGCGUGGAGAACUCAAUGUUCCUCAUCCAGCACAUGGGCGAGGAGGCUGCUGGAUGGGGACUGUCAAUGGCUCAUGCAGAAUGUGAAGCACAGGAGUUUCGUAGCAUCUGAAAGAGUUUUCUGCCUAGGUUGAGAUAACACCCUCAGAGCUGCUGCUGGAUGCCUGUCUUGAACUCUGGAGGUGUUUUGUGAGCUCAGGGGCAUUCCAGAAGGGAGAAGUGGUGGGAUUUACUGCCUAAAUUUUAGUCCAGAGAUCGCUUCCAGUAGUGUAAAGGUACUUUGUGUUGGAGACCAGAAUCUUCAGCUUCACCUCUCCAAAAUUAGCCUCCUAACAUCAAGUAGGGAAAUCCAGUUCUUUCUUGCCUGCUCUUUUUCCAGCUCCUUGCUUGCACUGUUGUCUCAGUCCAUGAUGGAGUUUGAUGUUUGAGCUAUGCUUUGCAAAUUAGCAUUUCUUAAGGACAUGUGCUGGGAAAGCCGUUGUUUGAUUCCCACGUGAUCCCUAGGCACAAGGUUGCCAGAUGGAUGCCAGAGACAAGCAGCUUUUACGCUCCCUGCGCAUUGAGCUCUGCACAGAGGUGCUGGUGGAUGGACUUGUUAUUCAGUAUCUCUACCAAGAAGGGAUUCUUACAGACAGUCACGUUCAAGAAAUAAAAGCCCAAACCACCAGUCAGAGGAAAACCAUGAUGCUCCUUGAUAUUCUUCCCACCAGAGGACCCAAAGCUUUUGAAGUGUUCUUGGAUUCCUUACAGGAGUUCCCAUGGGUUAAAGACAAGCUGAUGAUAAAGCGUAAGGAAAUGACAGUACAAGAUCCUUCAGAUUUAACUGUAAUUGCACCAGGCCUUUUGAAGACUUUACCAACAGAUCAGCAGCUGAACAAGCUUGCGAGGAGGCUGGGACCCGAAUGGGAGCAUGUGGUUCUGUGCUUGGGUUUGUCCCAUACUGACAUCUAUCGAUGUAAAGUCAAUCACCCUCUCAACCUGCAGUCACAGAUCGUAGCUGCAUUUGUCCUGUGGAGGCAGCGUUUGGGGAAAAAAGCAACGAUUCAAAGUCUGCAAGACAGUCUGAUAGCAGCAGAAGUGGAUCCUUCUGUGAUACAGUACAUGCUUGAGGGAAGCCAUGCUAUUGAUUGAGAGCUUCCACGUACUUUGUUAAAUUAAAUAUAGAGAAUGGAAAUGUGUGUUGAAAAUUGGAUGCCUCAAACUGGAAAAAAAAUGGUGUUGGGGAGCUGUGAUUUUAUUAAGCUUAAACAUUCCAGUUUUCUCUGGCGCCUUGUGACUUGUAAUUCUUUUCAUGCCAGAUUAAUUUUUAGCAGGCAUUAAAAAAUGGAUCACUG
This is a messenger RNA of Myiozetetes cayanensis, 1425 nucleotides long. RefSeq names its product CASP2 and RIPK1 domain containing adaptor with death domain (gene CRADD). Bases 611 to 1222 code for a protein of 203 amino acids. Lineage: Eukaryota; Metazoa; Chordata; Aves; Passeriformes; Tyrannidae. Gene Ontology annotation, molecular function: death domain binding; protease binding. The record is from RefSeq and is a predicted model, not a curated record. The transcript is spliced from 3 exons. Gene Ontology annotation, biological process: regulation of apoptotic process; signal transduction.